Messenger RNA from Trichoplusia ni (cabbage looper), 4041 nucleotides. RefSeq names its product RUN domain-containing protein 1. The coding region runs from base 776 to 2413 and encodes 545 amino acids. The transcript has a single exon. NCBI's taxonomy places the organism in Eukaryota, Metazoa, Arthropoda, Insecta, Lepidoptera, Noctuidae. The record is from RefSeq and is a predicted model, not a curated record.
GUGGAAAGAUUUCACUAGAUUAUAUUUAUCGACUUACGAUGCGGAUAGUCGUAAUAUAUUUAUGCGAUAUAUGUUGAAAUUUGUUCUACAAACACUUGAGUUAUUCGAAAAUAUAAAGUUAAGGAAAAAAAAUGGGAGUAACUCACUUAACGUUUUAGUUGAACAAUAAUAAAUUUAAAUGAGUAGGUACCGACUUAUGUUAAGCUACAAAAAGUUUACGCUGACAUGCAAGGUAAUUUUAAGAUGAGCAUUAUAAAUAUAAAAUAAAACUCUGUAUGAUAUAUCAAUAUCGAAUCGAGUUGCACAGGUCCUGCCAUCUUUCGGGCUAAGCACAAUAACUUUAAAUGUUACUCGGUCGCAACCAACUUGGCACAACUGAAUAUCGUAGGUGUUGAUAGCAAGCGCGUGGCCACAUAGUUCCAUCGACUUAGGCAGAGGUCUCUUUUGGUUUGUACUGUGCUUUAAAUCACUCCCCUACUUGUUUUUGAGUCUAGUCAGUGUGCCGAAUGAUUAAAUAUUAGAUACAUUUUAUUGCAAAGGUCGAUUUAAUACGACCGUUUAAUUAAUUCAAGUUAGCAACUUCAACUUUAUUUUAGUAUUAUUUAUUUGAAUAGCAACAUUAAGCUUACGAGUUGUAAUGACGUCAAUGAAAAUGUCAUUUUCUUCGUGACGUCUCCCUAAUUUUCAGGCUUUUUCAGUAAGUUUUAUGAAAAAUCGAUGAAACAUGAAUAGUUCUGUGUUUUCUGAGCGAUAAAUUGUACAACAAAACCUAAUAAUGGAUGGAGCUAGUGAAUACGAAGAAAAUGAGUACCCUAUUUGGCAAGAACCACGAUGCGAGCCCUUGGGAGCGCCCAAGGAAAUUCUUUGUGACGAAAACUCCCAGGAACAAGCUCAAGGAGACAGACUACAUGCAUUGGAAGAAGAGCAAGAAAUUCUAUCAUCGUCGGUGUUUUCUUUGACAUCACAUCUUGCACAAGUUGAGUUUCGUUUACGACAAAUUUUAAAAGCCCCGCCGGAGGAGAAAGAUGUUAUGUUAAAAGCUCUCGAAGAGUUCACUUCUCGUGGUGUUCCUGAUACAAGGACUGCACCUCAAGGUAGUUCUGGUGACGCAUCGUGCAGUGAAUGUUUAGAGUUAGAACGCAAAAUUAAAAAGCAGCGCACGAAACAAGCGCACUUUAUAGAAAGGCUUAAAACUCAGUUGAAGGAGCUAGAACGAUUCGCUGCUAACCCUACUUCGACUGCUACUGAUAGUAAACACCGGACAUUGAUUGAUCAUUUAAAAAGUGAAAUAGACCAGAAUUUAGAGGAAGGAUGCCAUCAACCAUUAACUGCAGAAGAGCUGAGGCAUCAGAUAAACUGUGCUGUCCGUCAAUAUGCUGACAGGCAAUUAUCCAAAGAUGAAAUUAUAAGUAAACUGCAGGCACAUAUAGAGGACAUGCAAAAGUUUAUCAAACUUAUGAAAACUGAAGAACUGAAAAACAAAAAGCUCAUACCUGAAGCCAAGAACAUUGGUAAAUCUGAAAAGUUUGAGAAGACCUUCAACCGGAGUAAAAGUAAUGAUGAUUUGAGGGCUGAAACUAUAAACUUAAUGAGGAAAGCGUCAACUUUGAUACAGAUCUUCACUGUGUCACAAUUUGGUUGUUCUCCAAAUUCAAAUAGGAAGUAUGAAGGCAAAUCAUCAACAAUUGUUACACAUUGGGGAAACUUGAGAGCAAGGCUUGAGAUGUCCGUGGAUGGUGUAUUACAUUUAGUGUCCAGAGAGAGACCUUCCCACACUAUGAUAGACAACUAUGACAGUGAAUCAGAAGAAGGUGCAAUCAUCAUCAAUGAUGCUCCGCUCACAACAGCUGUGCGCAGACACUUGGCUGUUAAUCUGAGAGACCUGCUGCAGCACGGGCUAACAGGACCUGAAUCAAGUUCUCUUGUCCCUAUUAUAGGGUGUUUCCCUGUAAGAAGAUCAUCCACUUCCCGAGCUACACAUAUCUGGGAGUUAAUCCUCCGUUACUAUGAGCUUAAUGAUGGGGACCGGUUUAACUCAACUCCGGCAAGAAAAUUAAGUCAAAGUUUUAACUUAGAUAUUGUUGGUGGAACAGCUAUUACUAAUAAGCAAAGUUUGUUAAGUGCUAUUGGCAGUAUUGUGGCAUCUCAUACACCUUAUAAAAGGAGCUAUGAUGCUCAUUUCAAAGCCUUUGUUUGUGCAGCUUUGAACUCACAUAAACUUGUGAUUUGGUUAAAUAUAAUUCUCAAAAGCAGGUCCUUAAUAGAUGCCUAUUACUCUUCAACAAGUUAUGUUGUAAACACAGGUUUUCAAGAUGCUCUGCAAAGUCUGGACCGUUUAACUCCAUACAAUUUUGAAUUACCUGUAGACCUUGCUGUGAAACAAUUCCAAAAUAUCAAAGAUGUAUUUAUGUAGAUUAAGUAUUUUUUUAAGAGUACAAUUUUAUACAUAAUGUAUGUACACUGUUUUUGAAUGUGGUAAGAGGCAAUGGUGAUCUUGAGUAUAAAUAAAACAAGAGAAAAUAUAUCCCUGUUACAUAACUUGUUCAAUGUCUAUUCUAUAGAUUAUGCACUGUAAAUUACUGCAAUAACAACUAGUCUGUAAAUGUUACCAAAACCUUCCAUUAUUUAAAAAUAUUUAUAUAAAAUAACUAACUGUCCCCAGUGUAAAUUGCUGACAAAUACCAUAGCAUCUUGCCUCAUUCCAGAAAGCAGGCUUAUGAUGCCUUCCAUAAUAUCAAAUCAUGCUCUAUGCAUUUAUUAUAGUCUAAAUCUAGUCCAAUUAUAAUCUGAAUUAGUCUUAUUCCACCUAUUGAAGUAAAUUUUAAUUGUAUAUUCAUUCUUAGUGUAAUGUUAGCUAAAUAUUUGAAAAGGCAACAUUUAAUACUGUUGGAUUUUAAUCUAAGUUGCAUUAUGAAUAUUGUUUGAAAGUAAUGUAAAAAACUAUAUGAUUGCUCUUGGCCUGUUAUUGUGACAAAGAUUCAAGCUGUAUGACAGGGUCUAAUGUGUAGGUCAAAAAUCCCUAGGUUGAAAUGUGGUCUGAAUUUCUAUUAAAAGAAAAUAUUUUUCAAGCACUCUUGGAUUCGAUAACCUGAUGUACCUCAUAAUAUCUGAAAAGUGCAUUGUCGUCUAUCACCUGUAAACUGCAACAAAAACUUAAGUUGAAGUAACUUAUACAAUUUUUGUUGCAAGAUCAAAAUACAUUCCAAAAAGAUCUCGCAUGAUUGAAUCUGUUGAGAUAAAUUAAUAUUGAUAAUUUUAUGGACAAAACCAAAGAUAAUGUAGUAUUAAUUGUGUGUAUUAUAAUGCUGUUAUCAUUAAAUCUAAUUAUGUAGUUGAAGCAUUAAUUUUGUCUUUUAUUUCCUUUUUAUAGACUUGGUUUAUUGGGCAAAGUUAGGCUUUGAAAAUGCUAUUGACCAUACAAACUAUACCCAACCGGUCUAUAUUGGAAUGAUCCAGACUCGCGUCGCACCUGCGACCUCUGUCGAAUCACACGUUCCGUUGCGCCUAACGCAAACUACCCUGCUAGAAAACCUAGCGGGCGUGGAAUUAAGUGGUACUCUGUAAGCUGUUUCGGCAGGCUUCCACCGAAAACUACAGACGAUGUGCUGGGGAGAGGUCUAUCAGUUCUAAGUCCCCAAAAUGUGACUCUGGAUUGCAUGGUUUGAUUUGUUUUCUUAAUUUGUUUACCACUGCGCACUUGAGAUAGGCAUCGUGGAAUAAAAUUUUUGCUUGGUUUGUUUCGCUGAGGCAGCUCAUCAUUUCAAGCUUAAUCACAAACUGUUUUUAGUGGAACAAAGUUGGACAUGAACAAGAUGAUUCUUUACUUGUAGCUCUUUACAUGUGAGUGUUUCAUGUGAAUGAUUCGAUUAGGUAUGAUUUCGGUGGUAUAAAUAAAAGAAAAGAUUAUUCGAACUUCAUUUAUAUUGCGAAAAAAAAAAUAAGUACUUCAAAAACCAAUUUUAAAAAUCAGGUCCUGAUGUUAUAUAAAUGUGUUCGUAACAAGUGGAGUAACUGUAAUAACAGUCCAUGCGGUAAACGACG